Molecule: messenger RNA, 688 nt
Organism: Nezara viridula (southern green stink bug)
Lineage: Eukaryota; Metazoa; Arthropoda; Insecta; Hemiptera; Pentatomidae
Source: the annotation of a GenBank genome assembly
CGGCUCCACAGUUCAGUCUCCGACAGUCCAUCGUUGUCUUCGGUCGUCAUCAUGUAUCUUCCAACAAUUGCUGCAGUCCUGCUAGUCGCAGUAGCCUCAGUCCAUGGAAAUGCUACUGGAGCUCCCGCAGAUGCUUGUGAAGAUUUGACCCCACAACAUGGAGCUGAUGCCCAGAAGACUAGAUCACCUUACAUAAUUGACAUUGAGAAGAACGGCAUCAAAGCUGGAGGAUCUACAAAAGUUACCAUUAAAGGAAAGACUGGUGAGCAAUUCAAAGGAUUCAUCAUGCAAGCUAGGGUAGGAAGAACAGCAGUAGGAAAGUUCUCAUCCACUGACAAGAAUGCCAAGGUUGUAGACUGUGGUUCAGCUAAAGAGAACACUGUUACCCAUACCAACCCUGAUAAUAAGAAGGAGGUUACCGUUACAUGGACAGCACCCAAGAAUCUCAAGGAACAAGUCAUUUUCUACUUAUCUGUUGUCAAAGAAGGCCAAGUCUUCUGGGUUGCCCAAAAAAGUCGCACUCUCAACGUCCACUAAUACACUAAGUUUUGUUUAAAACUAAAAAAAAAAUGUUAGAUAUUAAUGUGUUAUAUUUAAUGUGAUUCUUUUUAUUAUUGAGUGUUUCUUUAAAAUAUGGAGAGCUUUAAUAAAUGUGUUUUAUAUAAUUCCAUGAUAUUUUCCUACAUAU